Messenger RNA from Panicum virgatum (switchgrass), 687 nucleotides. RefSeq lists its product as uncharacterized. NCBI's taxonomy places the organism in Eukaryota, Viridiplantae, Streptophyta, Magnoliopsida, Poales, Poaceae. The transcript is spliced from 2 exons. The coding region runs from base 1 to 687 and encodes 228 amino acids. Gene Ontology annotation, molecular function: nucleic acid binding; RNA-DNA hybrid ribonuclease activity. The record is from RefSeq and is a predicted model, not a curated record.
AUGGCGGAGUACGAGGCCCACCUCAGCGGUCUUCACAUCGCCAUCGAGAUCGGCAUCAAACGCCUCGAUAUGCGGGGAGACUCUCAACUCGUCAUCGACCAGGCGAUGAAAGAGUCCAGCUGCCACGACAUGAAGAUGAAGGCAUACUGCAACGCAGUAUGCCGCCUCGAAGACAAGUUCGGCGGCCUCGACCUCAACCACAUCGCACACCACAGUCCCCCGAACGUCUUCACCCGUGACCUCGCCAAGCCGUCCAUCGAUGUCAAGGAUCCAGCGGGGGCUAGUGAAACGACCGCCGAGGCCACGGCCAAGGACCCCUCAGUGGGUGAGUCCGAGGCCAUGGAAACAGAGACUGAGACCUCCUCGGCGGACGAGACUGAGGCGACGCAAAUCGACGAGGCUCUACUUUCACGUGACUGGUGUGUCCAGUACCUCGACUGGACAAUCCGAGGGGUGCUACCCUCGGAUCGCGCUCAGGCGCGGCGCAUUGCCAGGUGGGCCAAGUCUUUCAUCUUGAUCGACGAAGAACUUUACAAACAUGGCCCCUCGGGCAACCUGCAAUGCUGCAUCCCCAUUCCCGAAGGUAGGGAACUGCUCCGAGACAUCCACGCCGGAGUCUGUGGCCACCACGCGGCGCCAUGCACCCUCGUGGCAAUGCAUUCAGGCAGGGUUUUUACUGGCCCAUAG